AAACGUUUCUGUCAGUGUGUGGAGAUGUCCAAAGGUGAAAUGCUGAGAGUCUUGGUGAAGCAGCGAAUAACUGCGGCUGCUGAAGAGAUAUUCGGGCUGUUUGAAAGAACGAUAACAGAGUACGAGGAGGAACUGAGUCGGUCAAAAGAGGAGAACAAGCGACAACAGAAACUACUGGACGCUGUUUACAACCCUCAGCUUCGGCUACACAGAGCAGAUGUCCAGCAGCUGUUGGUACAUAAAGAAGAAAUUCCCUCUGAGCAGCAGGACUGGAGCUCCAGUCUGGACCAGAAGGACCCAGAGCCCCCACAAAUUAAAGAGGAACAACAAAAGGAUCUCUGGAUCAAACAGGAGGGAGAGCAGCUUGCAGAGCUGGAGGAGGCUGAUUUCACCAAGUUCUCCUUCACUCCUGUCCCUGCCCCUGAGCCCUCACAGCUUCAUCAAAUUGAACAAAUGAAAACAGAAGCUGAUGGAGAGGACUGUGGAGGACCAGAACAAGCCGGGAACUUGGAUCCAGAUUCACAUUUACAACCAGAUGCUGAAGACAGGUCUGGAGACUCUUCUGAACCUGAGACUGAUGACAGCGGUGAUUGGAUAGAGAGCAGAGAUUCCCAGUCAGGUUUAAAAUCUUUGAAAACUGUUGACAUUCCUAAUAGAACUGAUGAGAAAGCAUUCAGCUGCUCAAUGUGUGAGAAAAGAUUUGCCAAGAAGACAUAUCUGACGAGACACAUAAGAUGUCAUACUGGAGAGAAACCUUACAGCUGCUCAGUGUGUGGUAAAGGUUUCACUGUACGUGGAAACCGGGAGAUGCACAUGAGAAACCACACAGGAGAGAAACCUUUCAACUGCUCAGUGUGUAGUAAAGGUUUCAAUGGAAGAGGAGACCUGGAGAAACACAUGAGAAUCCACACAGGAGAGAAACCUUUCAGCUGCUCAGUGUGUGGUAAAGUUUUCACUGAAAGAGGAAACCGGGAGAUGCACAUGAGAAACCACACAGGAGAGAAACCUUUCAGCUGCUCAGUGUGUAGUAAAGGUUUCAAUGGAAGAGGAGCCCUGGAGAGACACAUGAGAAUCCACACAGGAGAGAAACCUUUCAGCUGCUCAGUGUGUGGUAAAGGUUUCACUGAAAGAGGAAACCUGGAGAGACACAUGAAAAUCCACACAGGAGAGAAACCUUUCAGCUGCUCAGUGUGUAGUAAAGGUUUCACUGAAAGAGCAAACCUGGAGAGACACAUGAGAAGCCAAACAGGAGAGAAACCCUUCAGCUGCUCAGUGUGUGGUAAAAGUUUUGUGCACAAAUGUAAUCAUAAGAUUCACAUGAAGACUCAUACAGGAUAGAAACCCUUCAGUUGUUCAUUGAACACAUGAAAACACAUGAAAAAUCACACAGAGGAAAUCUACCCAGGUUGGGCGUUCGUUA
This is a messenger RNA of Centropristis striata (black sea bass), 1420 nucleotides long. RefSeq names its product oocyte zinc finger protein XlCOF6.1-like. Gene Ontology annotation, cellular component: nucleus. The coding region runs from base 25 to 1338 and encodes 437 amino acids. Gene Ontology annotation, biological process: central nervous system development; regulation of transcription by RNA polymerase II. The record is from RefSeq and is a predicted model, not a curated record. The transcript is spliced from 2 exons. Lineage: Eukaryota; Metazoa; Chordata; Actinopteri; Perciformes; Serranidae. Gene Ontology annotation, molecular function: DNA-binding transcription factor activity, RNA polymerase II-specific; RNA polymerase II cis-regulatory region sequence-specific DNA binding.